AUGAAAGCAGAAGGGGAUUCGGAGAAAGCAAUACAGCUCUUCCAAGAGGCGUUGGAUAAUUACAAGGAUCUUUCUUCUAUCAGUCCCAAUGCAGCAGCAGUCUACGAGAACCUGUCGGCUCUCAAAGUUGAUCAAGGGUUGCUGGAAGACGCCAUUGCUGCAAGCGCAGGCGACCUCAAGAUUCGUCGAAGAAGGUUUGGUGACCAACAUGCUGACACGAAGCUACGCAUGACAACGCAUAGAUCUCUACUAAGACGCCUCUUGGAGAGUCGGAGUUAG
Molecule: messenger RNA, 279 nt
Organism: Cylindrotheca closterium
Lineage: Eukaryota; Bacillariophyta; Bacillariophyceae; Bacillariales; Bacillariaceae
Source: the annotation of a GenBank genome assembly